This is a messenger RNA of Spinacia oleracea (spinach), 4567 nucleotides long. Its product is annotated as stromal processing peptidase, chloroplastic. NCBI's taxonomy places the organism in Eukaryota, Viridiplantae, Streptophyta, Magnoliopsida, Caryophyllales, Amaranthaceae. Bases 276 to 4064 code for a protein of 1262 amino acids. Gene Ontology annotation, molecular function: metal ion binding. The record is from RefSeq and is a predicted model, not a curated record. The transcript is spliced from 26 exons.
CUUUUUACAAGAAAAAUCUCUCAUUUUAUAUUUUUUAUUAUUUUUUUAUUUUUAUUAUUGUCGUCACAACAACCUACUCAAACUUCCCCAUAUUCAACAACGUCUUCUUCUCCUCUCCCUCACCGUUCACCAUUAUCUCCUUUCUCUCUCCUCUGGUCAAGAAGGAGGGGGGAUUUUGAUGAGACAGUGUUGAAAUUCAGAGUUUGAGGAUACUUUUUUUCUUUUUGAUUGAUUUUCGUUAGUAUUAUUAAUAGGGUGAUUUUCAAGGAUUAAAAAUGGCGUCGGCUUCAGCUUCAGCUUCUGCGGUUCUUGGUGGCGUUUCGAAACUUCAAUUGCGAAAUAAUUUUGGGGAAGCGAAUAGUAUUGGUGUUUCUGCAAAUGUUGUUUCUGCUCCUGGAUUUCGUAACCCUAAAAAUUACCCUCGAUUGAAUCUUCGCCGGUCUCCGCCUCGCCUUUCGAAGUGCAGAACUAUUGUAUGUAGAUCACUGAAGAUGAGAAAUAAUAUCUGGAGUCAGAAAGGUUUCAUUUCAAUGGAGCAGAUUCCCUUGGCAACUUCAACCAGAGAUAGAAUGUACUUGUGUUGCAAUCAGACCCGUCGAAGAAAAGGGUCAUUUGCUAGGAGUUUUAGUUCGAGAUUUCCAGCAGACAAAUCAACGUUUCCUUUGUCAAAGAAUGUGCCUCACUCAGUAUGUUUGAAGCAACAUCACGCUCGAUGCUCUGCUGUUGGUCCAGAUGAACCACAUGCAGUUAGCACAAGUCUGGAGGGAACGCUAGAGAAUCCGGGAUUGGACUUUCUGGACCCCGAAGUAAGAAGAGUGGAGAUAGAGGAAGUUUUGAAUACUGAACUUCCAUCUCACCCGAAGUUAUACCGAGGACAAAUGAUAAAUGGACUACGCUACAUUAUUUUACCCAAUAAAGUUCCACCAAACAGGUUUGAAGCACAUAUGGAAGUUCAUGUUGGGUCUAUUGAUGAGGAGGAUGAUGAGCAGGGGAUUGCACAUAUGAUAGAACAUGUUGCAUUUCUUGGUAGUAAGAAGCGUGAGAAGUUGCUAGGCACUGGAGCAAGGUCUAAUGCUUACACAGAUUUCCACCAUACAGUCUUUCAUAUUCAUUCCCCAACUCAUGCAAAGGAUUCUGACGGUGACCUACUCCCUUCUGUACUUGAUGCUUUAAACGAGAUAGCUUUCCACCCUAAAUUUCUUGCAUCGAGGGUUGAAAAGGAAAGACGUGCAAUAUUGUCUGAACUUCAGAUGAUGAAUACUAUCGAAUAUCGUGUUGAUUGCCAGCUGCUACAAUAUUUGCAUUCUGAGAACAAAUUGAGUGGAAGGUUUCCUAUAGGAUUAGAGGAGCAGAUCAAGAAGUGGGAUGUUGAUAAAAUUAAAAAAUUCCACGAGCGCUGGUAUUUUCCAGCAAAUGCUACUUUGUACAUUGUUGGGGAUAUUGAUAACAUCUCAAAAACAGUAUACCAAAUUGAGGCUGUAUUUGGCCGGACUGGCUUGGAGAAUAAGACAGAGGCUUCCCCACCUCCAACGCCUAACGCAUUUGGUGCGAUGGCUAGUUUCCUCGUGCCCAAGCUCUCAGCUGGCCUUGGAGGAGCUUCUCAAGAUAAGGCAUCAAUUUCUGAGCAGUCAAAAAUCACUAAAAGGGAAAGACAUGCAGUACGCCCUCCUGUCCAGCACAAUUGGUCUCUACCUGGAAGUGGUCGUGCAUCUGACCCUCCUCAGAUAUUUCAACAUGAGUUGCUUCAGAAUUUUUCAUUUAAUAUGUUCUGUAAGAUUCCCGUGAGUAAAGUUCAGACGUAUGGCGAUCUACGGAAUGUACUAAUGAAGAGGAUCGUUCUUUCUGCUUUGCAUUUCAGGAUUAACACACGAUACAAGAGUUCAAAUCCCCCUUUCACCGCAAUUGAGUUGGACCACAGUGAUUCUGGAAGAGAAGGUUGCACCGUGACUACUCUUACAGUUACAGCAGAACCUAAAAAUUGGCAAAAUGCGAUCAAAGUUGCAGUUCAGGAGGUGCGAAGGCUGAAGGAAUUUGGUGUGACAAAUGGUGAAUUAGCUCGUUAUAGGGAUGCUUUGUUGAAAGAUAGUGAACAUUUGGCUGCAAUGAUUGAUAAUGUGCCAUCUGUGGACAAUCUGGAUUUUGUUAUGGAAAGUGAUGCAUUAGGACACAAAGUGAUGGACCAGUUACAAGGUCAUGAGAGUUUGGUUGGUGUUGCUGGAACAAUUACCCGUGAAGAGGUAAAUUCCAUCGGCGCUGAAGUGCUGGAAUUUAUUGCUGAUUUUGGAAAACCAACUGCCCCUGCUCCUGCAGCAAUUGUUGCAUGUGUUCCCAAGAAAGUGCAUAUUGAUGGAAUUGGUGAAACUGAAUUUAAGAUAUCACCAAGUGAGAUAUCUGAGGCUAUAAGAGCAGGAUUGAAGGAACCCAUUGAGGCUGAACUUGAGCUUGAGGUGCCAAAAGAUCUCAUAACAUCAUCACAAUUACAAGAAUUAAGAUUGCUACGCAACCCUUCUUUCGCACCAUUGGAUGCAGAACUAAAUGGAACUAAAAUUUAUGAUAAAGAGACGGGGAUCACUCAGCGUCGUCUUCUAAAUGGUAUUCCAGUAAAUUACAAGAUCUCAAGACAUGAGAGCCAGAGUGGUGUCAUGCGGCUAAUAGUUGGUGGUGGACGAGCUUUGGAAAGCUCAGAUGAAAAGGGGUCUGUUGUUGUUGGAGUUCGAACUCUCAGUGAGGGUGGCCGUGUUGGCAACUUUUCUAGAGAGCAGGUAGAGCUUUUCUGUGUGAAUCAUCUGAUAAAUUGCUCCCUGGAAUCUACUGAGGAGUUUAUAUGCAUGGAAUUUCGUUUUACAUUGAGAGACAAUGGAAUGCGUGCUGCCUUCCAAUUACUACACAUGGUUCUUGAGCAUAGCGUCUGGAUGGAUGAUGCGUUUGAUAGAGCAAGACAGUUAUACUUGUCUUAUUAUCGGUCAAUUCCUAAAAGCUUAGAGCGUUCAACAGCACAUAAGCUUAUGUUAGCAAUGUUGAAUGGUGAUGAACGUUUUGUAGAGCCUACACCAGAAUCGCUGCAGAAUUUAUCAUUACAGUCAGUGAAAGAGGCUGUGAUGAAUCAGUUUGUGGGUGAUAAUAUGGAGGUCAGUAUUGUUGGAGACUUCUCAGAAGAAGAGAUUGAAUCUUGUAUUCUUGAUUACCUUGGUACGGUUAGAGCUACUCGUGAUUAUGAGAAGAAGAUUUGUGACAGCAUUAUUUUUCGUCCACCGUCCAAUAUGCAAAAUCAGCAGGUUUUCCUAAAAGACACGGAUGAAAGAGCUUGUGCCUAUAUUGCUGGUCCUGCACCAAACAGAUGGGGCAUCACAGUUGACGGUGUUGAUCUUUUUGAAUCCCUGGAUGGGCUAUCAAAAUCUGAGACAUUGUCAUCUGAGAACUCCAAUGGAAAGAAGCUGCAGAGCAAAAUUCGGGACCAUCCACUGUUCUUUGGGAUCACGAUGGGGCUGUUAGCAGAGAUCAUAAAUUCCAGGCUUUUCACGUCAGUCAGGGAUUCUCUGGGUUUGACAUACGAUGUGUCUUUCGAAUUGAACUUAUUUGAUAGGCUGAAUUUUGGGUGGUAUGUGAUCUCUGUCACAUCAACUCCAGAAAAGGUACACAGGGCUGUUGAUGCUUGCAAGAAUGUGAUCAGGGGGUUGCAUAGCAAUCCAAUUACUCCAAGGGAGCUGGAAAGGGCAAAGAGGACCUUGUUGAUGAAACAUGAAGCUGAGAUCAAAUCGAAUGCAUACUGGCUUGGAUUGUUGGCUCAUUUGCAAGCAGCCUCUGUUCCAAGGAAGGACCUAUCAUGCAUAAAAGACCUGACCUUCCUCUAUGAAGCUUCCACGAUAGAGGACGUAUAUCUCGCCUAUGAGCAAUUGAAGGUGGAUGAGAAUUCUUUGUAUUCAUGUAUUGGUGUUGCUGGAGCACAGGCUGGAGAAGAAAUUUCAGAUGCUGCUACUUUGUAUGAUGAAGACUCGUUUGAAGGGCAUCAAGGAGGUUUACCUGCGGGGCGUGGGCUAUCAACGAUGACACGACCAACUACAUGAAGUCAGUCGAUAAGUAGUUGAUUCGAGUAAAAAAAAGGUCUCCUGGCCUUACAUAGGUAAACAAUGUGUUCUAUUGAGUGGAUAUUCACUUAACCGAUGAGGCUAUCAAAGGGUCGAUGCUCACUCAAAAUUGACCUGAAUGGAAGCCAUUUGAAGGAACGAACUUGAUGCAAAAGGAAGUGUAAUCGAACCAAAAUUGUUUGGAAUGUGGCUACCAUUUAACAUCCUUCAAAAUCACCAAUAAUCAUACAAGAAUAUAUAAAGGGGCUAGAUUGUUUAGUUGUUCCAUAGUAGGCAUUUCAUUGGGUUAUUGUAGUCAAUAGUACAAUCCCUUGCAAUGUCUGUAUUUUUUGUAUUCAUUAUACAAGUACUUUUUGUUGUUGUAAUUUUUAGGAAAUGUUAAAUGUGUAUUGAGGCAAAAGAUUUGUGCAUAUAUUACUCAAUAGACAAUUUGUUAACUGUGUAUUGAUUUUUUCCUUGUGUAUAUUGAACUCUAUUCUUUA